GCCUAUAAAGCCGCCCCAGCUCUUCUCUAGCCCUAGUCGCACCGAUGCCAUCCUCCUCUCCCCCUAUCGCCGUCGGGGUGAGCUCCCGAGCAUCGCCGUCACCAUGGACAGCUCCUGCUCCAGCUCCAGCUCAUCGCCGGUGUAGCGUCGCCCCUCUUCUUCCCCCACUGCACGAGGAGCAUGCAGACGCUAAGGGAGAUCCAUUCCCGAAGAGAUCGGACGCCAAGGUCUUCUACCACAAUGUCGCCGACGUCCACUACUUCGGCCUCCUCCGGCGAGCAUCUUCUACAGGAGAGCGUCGCCGCUGUUCCUCGCCAUCCCCAGAACCCCUCUUCUCCGCCCCUGGCUCGAGGUGAAGCUCAAUCUCCAUCGCCCCUCCGGCCGCCCAUUCAUGCAGCAGGCCAGACGUACGUCGCCGCUCACAAGCGUGGAGCAUGGCUUGGCUGGCAGCGGCCCGCCUGCGCUUGCCGGACCUGGUUGUGCAGCAGCUUGGCCAUGACCGGCGUCUCAACCGGCCACACGACAGGGUGGCUCGUCGGGCUUGUGGCUGUGGCCCGCCUGCGCUUGCCGGACCUGGCUGUGCAACUGCUUGGCCAUGACCGGCGCCUCAACCGGUCACACGACAGGGCGGCGCGUCAGGCUUGUGGAGGAGCUUGGAGGAGGGGUCGAGGGAGCGAGAGGAAGGACGUCGUCGACCGGAGCGUCAGCGCCAUGGAUUUGAUGCUUGGAGGGGAGGGGAGGGGGAGAGAGACUGCAAUCUUAUGAUCCACGAUGUUUGGCAUCUGCAGGUUAUGAUCGGUUUUUGUAGAAGCUGUACAAGGGUGCAUCAUGCUGCUUUUUCCCGUCCAACACUCGAGAUCAUGACGCAGUUAAUUGAAAGAUUCACCGUCAAGAACUGAGUCAGGUUUCUUACUUUCGGUGUGUGAGAUUGAUCGUCACCCUCCUGGUUCCUCGGACCACUCCUUGGAGAAGCCAUGGGGGACGCAAGACUUGGAGAUGCCAUUAGGGACGUGGAUUACUUUGCUGCUCAAUUCAAGAAAGGCCGCUAUUGAUUGUAGUAAGACCGUAGGUCGCUCCUGCCUCCUAUGAACUAUAGACUACAGAUUUGCAUUUUGGC
Messenger RNA from Hordeum vulgare subsp. vulgare (domesticated barley), 1117 nucleotides. RefSeq lists its product as uncharacterized. The transcript has 2 exons. Lineage: Eukaryota; Viridiplantae; Streptophyta; Magnoliopsida; Poales; Poaceae. The record is from RefSeq and is a predicted model, not a curated record. The coding region runs from base 181 to 765 and encodes 194 amino acids.